CGGCCGGGCGGUUGGGCGACGAAGGGCGAGUCUUUUCAGCGCUGAGGACUGGCGCUGAGGAGGCGGCGGUGGCUCCCGGGGCGUUUGAGCGGGCUCACCCGAGCCCGCGGGCCAGCGCGGAUCCAGGCCCGACUGGCGGGACCGCCCCGGACUCCCCGCGGGCCUUCCUCGCCGCCAUGGAGGACGGCGUCUACGAACCCCCAGACCUGACGCCGGAGGAGCGGAUGGAGCUGGAGAACAUCCGACGGCGGAAGCAGGAGCUGCUGGUGGAGAUCCAGCGCCUGCGGGAGGAGCUCAGCGAGGCCAUGAGCGAGGUGGAGGGGCUGGAGGCCAACGAGGGCAGUAAGACCUUGCAGCGGAACCGGAAGAUGGCGAUGGGCAGGAAGAAGUUCAACAUGGACCCCAAGAAGGGGAUCCAGUUCUUGGUGGAGAAUGAACUUCUGCAGAACACCCCCGAGGAGAUCGCCCGCUUCCUGUACAAGGGUGAGGGGCUGAACAAGACAGCCAUCGGGGACUACCUGGGGGAGAGGGAGGAGCUGAACCUGGCCGUGCUCCAUGCUUUUGUGGAUCUGCAUGAGUUCACCGACCUCAACCUGGUGCAGGCCCUCAGGCAGUUUCUGUGGAGCUUUCGCCUCCCUGGGGAGGCCCAGAAGAUUGACCGAAUGAUGGAGGCCUUUGCCCAGCGCUACUGCCUGUGCAAUCCUGGCGUCUUCCAGUCCACAGACACCUGCUACGUGCUGUCCUUUGCGGUGAUCAUGCUGAACACCAGCCUGCACAACCCCAACGUCCGCGACAAGCCGGGCCUCGAGCGCUUCGUGGCCAUGAACCGCGGCAUCAACGAGGGCGGGGACCUGCCCGAGGAGCUGCUGAGGAGCCUCUACGACAGCAUUCGCAACGAGCCCUUUAAGAUCCCCGAGGACGACGGCAACGACCUGACCCACACCUUCUUCAACCCGGACCGCGAGGGCUGGCUCCUGAAGCUGGGGGGCCGGGUGAAGACGUGGAAACGGCGCUGGUUCAUCCUCACAGACAACUGCCUCUACUACUUCGAGUACACAACGGACAAGGAGCCCCGCGGAAUCAUCCCGCUGGAGAACCUGAGCAUCCGUGAGGUGGACGACCCCCGGAAGCCGAACUGCUUCGAGCUCUACAUCCCCAACAACAAGGGGCAGCUCAUCAAAGCGUGCAAGACGGAGGCGGACGGGCGCGUGGUGGAGGGCAACCACAUGGUGUACCGGAUCUCGGCGCCCACCCAGGAGGAGAAGGACGAGUGGAUCAAGUCCAUCCAGGCGGCGGUGAGCGUGGACCCCUUCUACGAGAUGCUGGCGGCGAGGAAGAAGCGGAUAUCCGUCAAGAAGAAGCAGGAGCAGCCUUGACCCCCUGCCCCCAACUCCGUUAUUUAUUUUGGAGCUGCCCCGCCUGGGUGGCCGGACCCCCGGGCCCUGGGGCUGCGGAUCCCGGUUCCCUGUCUGGAAAGUUCACCUCUAGCUCCUCUGUCCGCAUUUGUAAUUAACACACUGUUGGUAAUCUUAUUAAUUAUCUACCCGCUCGUGCCUGCAGACCCCCUCAUUUCU
Molecule: messenger RNA, 1574 nt
Organism: Lepus europaeus (European hare)
Lineage: Eukaryota; Metazoa; Chordata; Mammalia; Lagomorpha; Leporidae
Gene: CYTH2
Product: cytohesin 2
Exons: 12
Coding region: 177-1376 (399 amino acids)
Biological process (GO): regulation of ARF protein signal transduction
Molecular function (GO): guanyl-nucleotide exchange factor activity
Source: RefSeq, a predicted model, not a curated record